UAAUUACAUAAGAAAUGAACAGGAAUGAGAACAGUUCAACACAUUUACACCUGAACUGCUGUCCCUCGUAAGACGUCUCGGCGUUUUCUUAGGAACAUUUAUUCUAUACGUUCUAAACAAAGAAAAAUGUAAUGCUCUUGCAAUAUCUUCUUUCCCACACACGUGCAGUCGCUGUCCCUUUUCCCCUCUGUAAUAAGCUCUUAUGAGCACUAAGCUGUGGUAUUAGCAUGCUAGCUGAGGGCGGAGUGAAAGUGCUAAGGGGCGUGUCUAUAAGUUGACUGACAGAAGGCGCAUGCAAACACAAACUUUCCGGACCGGAAUACGGUUUUUCAAGCGGGUUUCCUCAUCCAUGUAAUACUUUUGUCCUGAGACCAUGGCUUAAACCAUUAUUAUUUUAAAAACUUUCUACAUGUUAUUUGUAUUAGUAAGAAACAAAACAAAUUUCUAUUGCACUUUUAAACCCGAUGGUUGUCUAGUGUUGGACCAGUUUACUGACUCUCUGGCGACCUCUACAGGAAAGAAAAGCGUGGCGAGGCACCGCGCGCUGCCGGAGAAUGGGCUCCCCGGUGUCUUAGGCAGCCAGAGAGCGUGGUUCGGGCCGAUUCUGCGGAUCGACAUGAUGGCAAAUUCGACGGGGAAAAAUGUACCCGAGCAGCGGAGGAAAGGACUAGCUUUCCUGGACGAGCUGCGGCAAUUUCACCAAAGCAGAGGAUCGCCGUUUAAGAAGGUCCCGGUGGUCGGGGGAAAGGAGCUGGACCUGAGCGCUCUGUAUGUCAGAGUCGUCUCUUUAGGCGGCUUCGCGAAGGUCUCGGAUAAAAAUCAGUGGUCGGAACUUGGAGAAGAGUUUAAUUUUCCCAGGAGUUGCUCUAACGCUGCUUUUGUUCUGAAGCAGUACUAUCUGCGCUAUUUAGAGAAGUAUGAGAAGGUCCAUCACUUCGGAGAAGAUGACGACGAGGUGCAACCCGGAAACCCCAAACCGUCGCUUCCGAUCGGUGCAAUACCUUGCUCCUACAACUAUCAGCAACACACUGUCUCAGACUAUCUCCGCCAAAGCUACGGGCUGUCGACGGAUUUUGUCCCUCCGUGUGACUACAACAAACUGGUGCUGUCCCUGCUGUCGGGGCUUCCUAACGAGGUGGACUUCGCCGUCAACGUGUGCAUGCUGAUGUCCAACGAGAGCAAGCACACCAUGCAGCUGGAGAAGGAGCCCAAACUCGUCACGCUGCUGCUGGCACACGCCGGAGUCUUCGACGACUCAUUAGGUAGCUUUUCUGCUGUAUUCGGCAUGGACUGGAGGGAGAAAACGUCCCGAGACUUCGCCAAGUUUUGGAAAGAUAUUGUUGAAGACAAUGAAGUAAAAGAUCUCAUCUCAGACAAGAGCUGCACACCACAAGAUGGCACGGAGCAGAGUGCCGUGCAGACCUCGCUGUUUCACCCACAGCGGAACAUGGGCACGUCUGACGUGGAGGCUCAGCGCGUGCUGCAAGUAGCCGUCAUCCUGAGGAACCUGUCCUUCGAGGAGACCAACGUCAAGCAGCUGGCGGUGAACCGCACGUGUCUGCGCUUCCUCCUUCUCUGCGCACACUGCACGUUCAUCUCGCUGCGGCAGCUGGGCCUCGACACCCUGGCCAACGUAGCAGGAGAGCUUCAGCUGGAUCCAGUGGACUUCCGAACGACACACCUAAUGUUCCACACCAUUACAAAGUGUCUGAUGUCAAGGGACCGGUUUCUAAAAAUGAGAGCCAUGGAGAUCAUGGGCAACCUAAGCAAGGCGGAGGAUAACGGUGUUCUGAUCUGUGAGUAUGUGGACCAGGAGUCGUACCGGGAGGUGAUCACCCUGCUCACCCUGCCAGACAUCAUGCUGGUUAUCUCUGCCCUGGAGGUGCUUUAUCAGUUGACGGAACUCGGAGAGAUCACCUGCUCCAAAAUUGCCUCAGUGGACAGGAGCAUAGAUCUCCUGGUGCGUCUAGUGUCGGUCGAUUUGCACACGUUCGGACCUGAAGCUCUGACGGCUAUUAAACUGAUCGAGCACCAGAGCGCAAACAGCCAGGUGGCGGAGGUACGGCCGCAGCUCGUAGAGAACGUACCUACUCCGGUGCAAGGCGCACCUGUGACAGUGACAAGAGUUCCUGUCCAGACCAACCCUCCACCUGGCAUCGUAGAGAUAGAUGGAGAAAAGUUUGCUGCUCAGUGGCUGAGCGCUCAUUACGAGGCGCAGGCAGAAGGCUCCAUUUCUCGUUCGGAGAUGUACUCGGACUACCUGGCAGCCUGCGGCAAGCUGUCACGCGGCGGUGUUCUCACAUCCAAUGGUUUUUACAAAUGCUUAAGGACGGUAUUCCCGAAUCAUACGAUAAAACGCGCGGAAGAGUCUAAAGUAAACACUCAAGCUCAGAUCCAUGUAGUUGGUGUGAGGAAGAGGGCAAUUCCUCUCCCCAUUCAACUGUAUUACCAGCAGCAGCAGCAGCAGUCCUGCCCUGUACCAGGGCCCAAACACGAAGCCUCCUUAGAGCCUUCACAUCACACCCAAUCAGCGUUGCCGCCUGGUGUGGGUGGGCAGUUUGUCCGGGCACCAGCACCAAGCCUUACUGCCAACCAGGCAGCACCACCGGUUGCCUUCAACAUUCAUGGAGCACCACAGGCCCAUCCUCAUGUUCCCAUCGCUCCAGUGCCAGCUCACGCUGCUCCACAAGCUCCACCACCACCACCUUCCUCCCCGGCAGCUCCGCCGAUGCUUCCACGGCCUAACGACAUCCUAAAGACAGCCAUGAUCCAGAGCUCCAUCCCCACAGCACCCACUGCUCCCCCUGCCUCCAACCAUAAUAAUAUUCCCCCUGCAGUCUCUCUACCCCAAGCCCUCCUUCCGCAUACUCCAGUAACGCUGAUACAGAAGGCACUACCACAGGGACACAUACUCACAGGAAGAGUACAGGCAGCGUGCCCUCCCUUGGAGCAACAGCGGCUUCCGGUCCCACAGAGCCAGCAAGCUUCCUCCUCACAGGAUACCGUGGUAUUGGCCAACCCUCCUCAGUACUCGAGCACUCCUUGUACGCCAUUGGUGGCAGAAGGGCAGGUGUUCACUGUAGCAGGUGUACAGAGUGCCCAAGGACCACGUGUGACUUUCCAGAACAUUGCCCCAAAACCUGCCCUGCAGGCACAGCAUCCACUACACCACCAGCCACACCAUCACCACCAACAGCAGCAGCAGCAGCAGCAGCAACAACAGAGCUUGGUUAUUGUCAGCCCUAAUCCACAGCCCAAUCCUGCCUUUGCCCCAGCCAUCCACCACAUUGUGUUGGCCAACCCCUCAACCAUGCAAAAUGCCCAGACUAUCCAACUUUCCGGGCAACCUGCCACCUCUCCUCAACCAGCCUCUUCCCCUGGUCAGCUCGGCUCUUGCCCCAGUCCGCAGAUGCUGUCUCCAUCUUCGAAUCCCGGCCAGGGCCCUCCUCCCACUGUCAGCCAGAUGCUGUCUGUCAAGAGGCAGCAGCAGUUACAGAUCCACACAUCACCACCUCCUCCUCCGCCAACACCACCACCCCCUCCUCCAACCCCUCCCAUGGCUCCACCCAUGGCCCCCGCCCAGACUACCUCCACAGAAUCUAGCUUGAUCAAACAAUUGCUGCUUCCAAAGCGUGGCCCUACAACGCCAGGAGGUAAGCUUAUUCUCCCAGCACCGCAAGUCCCUCCUCCUUCCGCCAGCACCAGGGCACCUAGCCCACAGGUAGUUUACCAGGUAACCAAUAGUAGCCAGGGAACUCCGCAAACACCGCAGCUGAAUGUACAGCUGAUGCAAAGCUCACUGCAAGGUGCGGGAGCUGUACAGACUGUGCCCAUCUCAAUCCUACCAGGGCAGAUCCUUUCCACCUCCAACCCUGCCGCCAUCUUACCUAGUAACCAGGUCACCUUCACGGUAGUGCCAAACUCUAGUUUCCCCAAUGCUGCUGUUAACAGCCAGGGGACGCCGUCUUCACUGGUUCCACAGACUGGUCUGACCAUCAACGCGUCACCCCCCACGCUUGGUUUCCAACUGACCCCGUCCGUACCACCUCCGGUGUCUGCCUGCACAACACCUGUGCCACCUUUUCGAGGUGACAAAAUCAUCUGCCAAAAGGAGGAGGAAGCCAAGGACGCUACAGGACUUCACGUCCAUGAGAGAAAGAUCGAGGUGAUGGAAAACUCCUUGGUAACUGAAGUCUCCACCAAAGCCAGCAACGGGCAGCCUAUGGAGGUUGAUGGACCUGGGGCCAAGCUGCUCAACGGUAGGAAGUUUGACUCAAGUCUACCUCCAUACCACUCAGGGAACAGCCAGCCAGAGGCUCUGCAGGGCACACAGGCACUCAAUGGCCCCACCGUGCAGGGCAACGAUGCCACGGCCAAACCGACAUCGGGAGGCCCGCCCUCUGAAUUCAGAAAGCCCCUCGUAAACGGGGUAUGUGACUUUGAAAGAGGGGACACAAGUGGUACCCAUCCAAGCAAAAACAUUCCAAAUCAUAAAGCUUCCAAACAUAUGGGCAAUGGGGAGGUGCUGCUUCCUCAGCAAGUACAUGAGACUUUUACUGACUCGCUGUCACCCCAGCAGAGCACUGCCAAAGCAGAGCAGCUGGAACGCCUGGCCAACGGGCCAAAAAGCUCGGGUCACAGUGCUGAGAUUUCCAAUGGCCCCUCAGCCCAGAGCUUGGACACGACAGGCUUGAGGCAACAGCACCCACCUCGCAACCACAUCUCUCCGCUACCUGCAGCCACACCUACCACCCAGAAUCCCCCCGGAGCAGACCUGGCCACCAAUGGCACAUCUGAGAGCAGGCCCCUAAAGAGACCAGCAGAAGAUGGGGAGCGGGGUGCUUCAGGAAUUCCCAACAAGGUGGGAGUGCGGAUAGUCACCAUCAGCGACCCCAACAACGCUGGCAGCAGUGCUACGAUGGUGGCAGUCCCGGCAGGUGUCGACCCAAGCACAGUAGCAAAAGUAGCAAUAGAAAAUGUAGCGCAGCAGAGACCCAGUGUGCCUGCUACGCUUCCUGAAACUACCACUCGGCAGCCUGUGUCGGCACAGUCUCCACCCCCGGUGGUUCCGACCGCGCAGGGAGCCGGUCAGAGUCCGGUUCCUCCAGGCGACGGGCCUCAGGCCGCAGCGCUCCCUCUGGAACAGACGCGCAAACCCGGACAGAACUUCAAAUGUCUUUGGCAGGCCUGUAAAAGGUGGUUCGAGACGCCGUCGCAGGUGUUCUACCAUGCGGCUACGCGACACGGCAAUAAAGAGGUUUAUCCCGGCCAGUGCUUGUGGGAAGGCUGCGAACCUUUUUCCCGCCAGAGACUCUCUUUCAUUACACAUCUACAGGACAAGCACUGCUCUAGAGAAGCCCUUCUAGCUGGACUCAAGCUGGAGGAAACGCAAGGCAGCAAUUCCAACACUUCCAAGUCUCCCCCACCGGCAGGCAGCAGCCCGGCUCCUCCCAGGCCACAGAAAGCUAUAGUGAAUCACCCGAGCGCGGCUCUCAUGGCCCUGCGCCGGGGCUCCCGCAACCUGGUGUUCAGGGACUUCACCGAUGAUAAAGAGGGACCACUGACCAAACACAUUCGACUAACUGCUGCCUUAACGUUAAAGAACAUUGCCAAGUAUUCAGACCGUGGACAAAAAUUGGUGAAGCGGCAUGAGAAUCACCUCUCGGUGCUGGCGCUCAGCAAUAUGGAGGUCUCCACCACGCUCGCAAAAUGCCUUUACGAACUCACGCGCACACUGCAGGCUUGAGCCCAGCUGAACCCCAAAAAAACAUUUGAACAGGAAACGGAUCUUAUUGUCCUCGUACCUGGUGCGUGAGAUACCGGCGUCGGCAAUGCCUGCCUCCCUCCCUCCCUCUCUCUCUCUCUCUCUCUUUCACUCCCUCUCUCUGUCUCUCCCCGUUCAUCGUUUUCUCCCUCCAUUCCGUUCUCCGUGCGUUGGGAUUUGUGCAUCAUCAUCUUCACCUUAUUCAAAAAAAGAAAAAAAAAAAAAAACUGCCACGGGUCUUCCACCAGCCACACAGAAACCAGCGCACACGCAACACUUUUCCAAACAAGCCACCUUCUCCUCUUCUAGCCCCGAACAAAGCUGCCUCUCCACUCUCAACCAAACGAGCACAUUCUCCUCGGUCCUGAGCGAACCGCCCGUAGCGGACGAAGGGGUUGGGGUGG
Messenger RNA from Ictalurus furcatus (blue catfish), 6168 nucleotides. It is a transcript of the gene arid2, whose product is annotated as AT rich interactive domain 2 (ARID, RFX-like). The transcript is spliced from 22 exons. Gene Ontology annotation, biological process: regulation of DNA-templated transcription. The coding region runs from base 410 to 5746 and encodes 1778 amino acids. Gene Ontology annotation, cellular component: SWI/SNF superfamily-type complex. Gene Ontology annotation, molecular function: DNA binding. The record is from RefSeq and is a predicted model, not a curated record. NCBI's taxonomy places the organism in Eukaryota, Metazoa, Chordata, Actinopteri, Siluriformes, Ictaluridae.